This is a messenger RNA of Antechinus flavipes (yellow-footed antechinus), 3020 nucleotides long. It is a transcript of the gene TEX11, whose product is annotated as testis expressed 11. The record is from RefSeq and is a predicted model, not a curated record. The transcript has 26 exons. Lineage: Eukaryota; Metazoa; Chordata; Mammalia; Dasyuromorphia; Dasyuridae. The coding region runs from base 1 to 2523 and encodes 840 amino acids. Gene Ontology annotation, molecular function: protein binding. Gene Ontology annotation, biological process: male meiosis chromosome segregation; reciprocal meiotic recombination; meiotic cell cycle. Gene Ontology annotation, cellular component: central element.
AUGAAAACUGGGAAAGGAUGGGUUGAUGUCGGCCAGCCCGCGUUGGCUGAUGGAUUCCUUGAGACUUCCCAAAGACUUUUAGAGAAAUUAUAUGCUGAAUUACUGGAAAAAUGUCAAGAUAGCCAAGAAGAAGAAGCACAGAGAGCUGAUGUGAACACAGACCUGUUCAAAGUACUUUCUUACCAUGCCGAGUCGGCUGUUGCUCAAGGGGAUUUUCAGCGAGCAGUCACGUGCAUCGAACGCUGCAAAGAUAUGCUGAUGAGAUUGCCCCAACUGGCACAAGCUGUGCUCGUGCUGCCCGUCUCUUGUCACGGAGGAAAUGGAAUGUGGGGGAGCUCAAAUCAUACUGCGCCUGGAUACCUUCCAAUACUCUGUUAUAACUUUGGCGUGGAAGCUUACUACCAAAAGAAGAUUGAAGAAUGCUCAUAUUGGCUUAGCCAAAGCUAUGAGAUUGGAAAACUGGAUAAGAACAGCACUUCCGGACAAGAAAUGCAGUCUCGAGUUCUUCGACUGCUCGCUAACAUUUACCUAGACUGGGACUGGGAACAGUGUCAAGACAAGGCUCUUGAAACUAUCAACCUGGCUAAUGAGGCAUGUUUACAUCCUGUUGGAAUAUACUUAAAGAUAAAAAUCCUUUUGCGACGUGGAGCAUCUGAUGAAGAAAUCCAGACUGCUGCCAUGAGUCUCUUGGAUUUUGAAGAUCCCGAAAACUUUUUAGAUUUCUUUUUGAGUACUACAAAAUUGCUUCUGGAAAAUGACAGAGAUGCUGUUGGUUUCGAUUUUUUGAAGACUGUCUGUAACCGAUUAGAGUGGUCAGCAGAAGUUGGGAAAGUAUUUCUGCUCCACAUUGAGCUCCUCUUACAAAGGAAGGAAGACCAACUUGUGAAAGAAAAGAUUGAGAACAUCCUUGCAGCCCAUCAUGCAGGAAAAGAGCUUCCUUUCAAAAUACUAAACUGGCUACAUAAUAUUCUUUGGAAUCAAGCUGCCCAAAAUUUUGAGGAAGAAAAUUAUAUGGAAGCCCUGCAAUGGUAUGACUAUUCGCUUAGUUUCUAUCCAUCAGGGCAGACUGAUCUGGACUUUGCUAAACUACAGAGAAAUCGAGCUUCGUGCUACAUUCAUCUAAAGCAACUGGAUAAGGCCUACGAAGCUGUAAAAGAAGCUGAAAUAUAUGAUGCCGCCAAUAUUUUCACACAAUUCAUUAUAUUCAAGAUCGCAGUCUCCAGAGGCAACACUGACGAGGCCUUAGCCGCAGUUGAUGCCCUGGAGCAAUGUGUGGCAAACUCAAUUGCACAAGAAAAAGAACCAAAUACCGAAGAAAUAUCAACUACCGCUUUUCUUAGUCUGGCCGCCCAGUUCGCUUUAGAGAACGGGCAGCAAGAAGUAGCCAUUAGAGCUCUGGAGUACUUGGCUCAAUAUUCGGAAGACCUGCAACAAGUACUUAUUGCUUUUAAAUGUUUGAUUCGUCUUGUUAUUUCACAAAUCUCUCACGUCGUCGACUUAGAAGAAAAUAGUUACAGGAAUGAGGAAAUGAGCAGACUUUUGUUUUGGGUGAAAACAGCUUAUGGGAAAGUUGCUUCGCCGGUAGCAAAAGAGAAACUGACUUUGGAAGUGUGGACUAACGAAGUACAGUGGUUUCGAAAAAUCGCCUGGAACUUGGCAAUGCAAUGCGAGAAGUGCUUGGACAUCAUGCGCGACUUCUUCCUGCUGUCAUUCGAAUUAUCCCAACUAUGUCCCUCUGAAAAAGCAGUUUUAGUUUCUCAAAAAACAUGUUUGCUGAUGGCGGCUGCCGCGGAUUUAGAACUAGGCAGGAACGCUACAGAUGCUUCCCAAAAGGCUGAAAUGCUGACUCAUGCAAUUGAACACGUACACGGUUGCAGAGAAAUUGUGAACAUCCUGAAACAAAUAGGAGACAAUGCCAAAGAUCCAACUGAGAAUUUGCUUCUCCUUUAUGAGAUUGAAGCCAAAGCCAAACUGAAUGAUGCAAGUCUCCCUUCCGUCCUGGACUCCAUGUGGGAGAUGCCUCAUUUAGAGACCAAAAUACUAGAAACAAUUGCAUCUGUGGUAAUGGAGCCUCCGGCCCACUAUCCCGAAAUUGCGAAAAAGACCUUGAAAAAGGCCAUAUCUAUCUAUCUGCAAGGAACGACCAUCAAUACUAUGAAGUACAGCAAAUGUCUGCACAGUUUCAUUAAUCUUUCACUACCAGACGAAGUAUUGGAACCAGAUAUGCACAUCUUGGAAGAAAUCUGGAGUUUCUUCGAAGAUGCUCUUAAUGUGAUCAGUCGCUCAAAGGAGUACCCACAAGUUGAGAUUCUCUGGCUUAUGACCAAAGCCUGGAACACUGGAAUCUUUCAGUACGGUGAAGGCUUGUACGUAAUUGCUGAGAAGUGGUGUGGUUUAGGAAUUCGCUUUCUUAGCCACCUGGGUACUUUGAAGAAGUCCUACGAAGGUCAGAUGACUGAUGUGUACAAAGAGAUCGUGGCCAACAUCGAAAGAGAAAAGUGCUCUCCUCCCAAUGAAGAAUAAGAACCACCGGAACUCAGAGCACAUGGAGGUACACAGUAACAGAGCACCUAGGCCUAUUCUCACGAUCUCUUGAAAAUUCUACAGUUAUGACUACUACAACAUCAUCAUUAUUGGGAGGAGAAGGGCCUUGUCCACACACGGUUUAUACCUUGGAUGCUAUUACUCUGAGUUCGAAUUCCAUCAACAAUUGUAAUUCCAUCAACAAUCAAAAUUCCAUCAACAAUUAUAAUUCCAUCAACAAUUAAAAUUCCAUCAACAAUCAAAAUUCCAUCAACAAUUAUAAUUCCAUCAACAAUCAAAAUUCCAUCAACAAUUAUAAUUCCAUCAACAAUCAAAAUUCCAUCAACAAUUGUAAUUAAUUCUAUCAAUAAUUAUAAUUCCAUCAACAAUUCUAAUCCUCAUUUCAUUAACAUUUCUAAUUAUAAAUCAACAUUAAUUAAUUCUUAAUUCUAAUUCAUCAGAGCAUUGUUCCAACUAAUAAAAAUGACUGUUCUUAA